Molecule: messenger RNA, 2287 nt
Organism: Colletotrichum destructivum
Lineage: Eukaryota; Fungi; Ascomycota; Sordariomycetes; Glomerellales; Glomerellaceae
Product: Putative aminoglycoside phosphotransferase, protein kinase-like domain superfamily
Exons: 1
Coding region: 985-2211 (408 amino acids)
Source: RefSeq, a predicted model, not a curated record
CCGUCUAUCCUGGGUGCCCUCUGGCUAAGUAUCUAUAACAACCUCCACGAAACAUCUCUCCGGCUUGGCACGGGCUGUUAGUGUCAUGCUAAGGAGGGGCCCCAGUUCCCGCGGUUUGCCGCCGCGCGCUGGGGCAGAUUAGCUAUACGCUAAUCAAACCCUUAACAACGCACAUUUUCCCCUCGAUUCGAGCCGACGAUUAUUCAACCUAACGAGCCGCCGCCGACUUGACAUCGCCUUCCGCAGGCUAGAUGAAGUCUUCCUGGUAGGGCAGGAAGCAGAGGUUCCAUCUAGCCUCCCGAAGGAGCCGGGCGAACUUCAUUCCCGGCGCAAGCGGCACUUCCGGGCCCAAAUUGAACACCACCGAUCGACUUUUCGACUUCGCUCCCUCAACACCUUUUCCCCUCAAACGAUCGAAGACCCCCUCGAAAAGACAAACAGACACUAGGGUUGCUGUGUAUAGCCACGGUAAUACACGGCUGUGCUUGUUACAGAGCCUAACAGCAAACCCUACAACCUAUCCUCACGAGGUUUCGCCCCUUGUGGUUUCCCUCGUGGCGGUAUAACCUAUCACGAUAUGCUUCGGACGGCUACUGGGACGUUGUGUAAACCAGCAGCCUGCGGGCUCUGGGUCGAAGGAGAGGAAAUACCGGCGGAAUCGCGGUUUAGGGACGACCAGAGCACUGUCUCGGGCAAGCCAGCGGCACCCAGAGACAGCUCGAACACAUAGUUGCCUCUAGGCACGACUUGGAGGACGAUUUGGACUGUAUCUAGUGGUAGUUAUAGGCCUACGGCUCUCCACGCCACAUACCCUUCGGGAGGUCUGCCGCAAGGGCGGUUGCGCUCUUGCCGCCAUGGCGUAAAAUACAACAACAACAACAACUAAGUAUCUAUAACAACACUCCUUUUUAAACAACCAUCAUAUUGGCUCACCCCUACGUAGUCCGCAACCACAAUCGAAAAACAAAACCUCCUUCUUUAGCCAUGGAUAGUCGCAACAUCGCCCCCGAUCAGGUUCUUCUCAACCAUAUUUUUCCCGACCAGCCCCAGGCCUCCAGCUCCAUCAUCCUUCAGAAUUGGGACAAAUGUAUGUGCAAAGCGAGCUUUCCAAACUCCCCAGAACCCUGCCGCCCUCGUGUUGUUCGACUGGAGGUCAUACGCCAGGAUGAGAAGGCCACACAGUUCAACAUCGUCUCGGCAAUGCAUAAAAUCGCCGCCGACGCCAUUCACGACCUCGUUCCAGCCACCUUCCAAAUCGGCGUCGCGAGCAACGGAGAGGGAAGACGACUACGCUUCUGCAUAAUGGACUUCGCCGAGGGAGUCACGUUGGAAGAGGUCUGGGAACAAAUGAACAGCGAAAACCAGCAGUCCGUCGUGGCUGCUUUGGUCGAGGCGUUGCGGAAGUUACACUCUAUGAGACUCUCUGACGAUCGAGUCCGGGACAUCCUACGGCGAGAAAUGGAUGAGCAAGAUGUAGAAGCUUUCCAAAAGGCCGUCAUGGGCGGGCCGAGUACGGGAUUUCUUCACGACGGGCUAGCCCUUCUUCACGCCAUCACCUGGAGAUUGGAACUGAAGAAGCCCUUUCACACAACAACGCCCAUCCCAGAUUCCGACGGCGGCGGCAUUGUCCUCCGAUCGCAUUUUGACGAGCUUGGUUCCGUAGAGCUCCAAAGCGCCACCAUGGAGCAGUGGGGACGCGAAGCCGUGUUCUGCCACAACGAUCUCACCCCCCGCAACAUCAUCCUCUGGCCACGCAACGCCGACGACAGGACUCGGGCGCCCGAUUACGAGCUCUCCGCCAUCGUUGACUGGGAGCUUUCGGGUUUAUACCCCGCCUCGUACGAGCUGAGCCUUCAGAAUACCUACCUCAGCGGCGGCAACCGUCUGGUGUCCUUCUAUCUGCUCCUCAAGCGACAGAUGGGGAACCUGGUACCCGUCUCCGCGGCCCAAGUCUCCCUGCUGCAGGCCAUGAAAGUCCUGUCCGAGUCCCGGCAGCGAAGGCUGGCGGAGGGCUCCAACAUCCCGGCGCACAUUCGCGAGAGAUUCAUUCAGAGGUUACAGUUGCGCCGGCACGAGGAUCCUUACUUUGGAUGGGUACCAAAGAACCAGGGAGCGGCACCGCCUGAGUUCUCCCGCGUGGACGCCCAGAGACUCGAGGACGAUGUGGUUGCCGAGAUGGUCGCGCGGAGGCGGUCGAAAGUAGCCCGAUGACGUGAUGUUUUGGGGUUGGCCGGACGCAAGAUGGGUAAAUAUUAGAAUGAAUAGGACAUUGCCAUACUGAGUGUAU